Molecule: messenger RNA, 6039 nt
Organism: Hyaena hyaena (striped hyena)
Lineage: Eukaryota; Metazoa; Chordata; Mammalia; Carnivora; Hyaenidae
Gene: ACOT11
Product: acyl-CoA thioesterase 11
Exons: 18
Coding region: 1-1974 (657 amino acids)
Cellular component (GO): extracellular exosome
Molecular function (GO): thiolester hydrolase activity; lipid binding
Source: RefSeq, a predicted model, not a curated record
AUGAAGAUCUGGUGUCCUUCAGGGACCACCGUCAUCCUCUGUCAGGUCCCGAUGAGCGCGGAUCGCAAACCCUCUCGCCGCCUCCCCCAUCAGACUCUGCUCUGGGACCUCGCAAGCCCGGCUCUGAGCCCCUCUCCGCGGAGCUGCCUCCCCGAAGUUCCCAGCAGACUCCCCCGGCCUCCACCCUGCAAGCGGUUGGGUCAAGAGGGUCUCGCCACUUGGGGCUUGGCCUCCGUAUUCUCAAGCCGAACGUCCCGGAAGUCAGCCCAGCGCGCCAAGGGCGACGGUGCCAUGGCGGACAACGGGGGCUACCGGAACCCUACCGAGGUGCAGAUGAGCCAGCUGGUGCUGCCCUGUCACACCAACCAGCGCGGGGAGCUGAGCGUUGGGCAGCUGCUCAAGUGGAUCGACACCACGGCCUGCCUGUCGGCCGAGAGGCACGCUGGCUGCCCCUGCGUCACCGCCUCCAUGGACGAUAUCUAUUUUGAGCGGACCAUCAGUGUCGGACAAGUGGUGAAUAUCAAGGCCAAGGUGAACCGAGCCUUCAACUCUAGCAUGGAGGUGGGCAUCCAGGUGGCUUCUGAGGACCUGUGCUCUGAGAAGCAGUGGACCGUGUGCAAGGCCUUGGCCACCUUUGUGGCCCAUCGGGAAGUCUCCAAGGUGAAGCUGAAGCAGACCACCCCACAGACAGAGGAGGAGAAGACUGAGCACAGCGUGGCGGCUGAGCGGCGGCGCAUGCGGCUGGUCUAUGCGGACACCAUCAAGGACCUCCUGGCCAACUGCGUCAUUCAGGAUGAUCUGGAGAGCAGAGACUGCAGCUGCAUGGUGCCGGCCGAGAGGACCCGCGUGGAGAGCGUGGAGCUGGUCCUGCCCCCCCAUGCCAACCACCAAGGCAACACCUUUGGGGGCCAGAUCAUGGCCUGGAUGGAGAACGUGGCCACCAUCGCAGCCAGCCGGCUUUGCCGUGCCCACCCUACGCUGAAGGCCAUUGAGAUGUUCCACUUCCGAGGCCCCUCCCAGGUUGGGGAUCGCCUGGUGCUCAAGGCCAUCGUGAACAACGCCUUCAAGCACAGCAUGGAGGUGGGCGUGUGCGUGGAGGCUUACCGCCAGGGCGCUGAGACCCAACGGCGGCACAUCAACAGCGCCUUCAUGACCUUCGUGGUCCUAGAUGCGGAUGACCAGCCUCGGACUCUGCCCUGGAUUCGGCCCCAGCCUGGGGACGGCGAGCGGCGGUACCGAGAGGCCAGUGCCAGGAAGAAGAUCCGGCUGGACAGGAAGUACAUCGUGUCCUGUAAACAGACAGAAAUGCCCCUCUCUGUCCCCUGGGACCCUAGCAACCAGGUGUACCUGAGCUACAACAAUGUCUCCUCCCUGAAGAUGCUCGUGGCCAAGGACAACUGGGUGCUGUCAUCGGAGAUCAACCAGGUCCGCCUGUACACCCUGGAGGAUGACAAAUUCCUGUCCUUCCACAUGGAGAUGUUGGUGCAGGUGGAAACAACCCAGGCCUUCAUGCUGCUCUCAGACCUGCUUCGGAGGCCCGAGUGGGACAAGCACUACCGGAGCGUGCAGCUGGUGCAGCAGGUGGAUGAGGACGACGCCAUCUACCAUGUCAUCAGCCCUGCCCUUGGUGGUGACGCCAAGCCCCAGGACUUCGUGAUCCUGGCCUCUCGGAGGAAGCCUUGCGAUAAUGGGGACCCCUAUGUCGUUGCGCUGAGGUCAGUAACGCUCCCCACACAUCCCGAGACACCAACAUACAGGCGCGGGGAGACCGUCUGCUCAGGCUUCUGCUUCUGGCGAGAGGGGGACCAGCUGACCAAGGUGUCCUACUACAACCAGGCGACUCCAGGCUUUCUCAACUACGUGACCACCAACGUGGCUGGUCUCUCUUCUGAGUUCUAUACCACCUUCAAGGCUUGCGAGCAGUUCCUCUUGGACAACAGGAACGAUCUGGCCCCCAGCCUCCAGACCCUCUAGGCACCCUCAGUGGCCACCCCCUGCCCACUCUCCCCCCACCCCGCCAUCUGGUCCCCAGGGAUACAUGUGCAGUGCACCAAGGAAGGCAGGGGCAUUUAUUCCUUUCCGCCUCCCCCGUGGGAAGCCUUAACUCAGAUGUCCACCUGCCCAGUGCCACCGGGCGCUCAGUUCCUGCCAACAUCCUCCAGCAAGGCUUCGCGGAAGCUGUGGGGCAGUCUGUAGUAGCUCCGGGUCUUGUCCACGGCCCUGGCUGCCAGCAGCGCCGCCCGCACGGAUGCAUAGCUGUCCCCCAACGGGCCGUGCGCCACCGUGACCGUGGCCCUAGGGGAGGCGGCCAGCAGUCUGGCCACAACGCCGGUCGUGUUUUGGCCCAGCAGCCCAGCCCGCAGCUGGAAGGACACGGGUUGCCAGAGGCCCCGGCACAGCUCCAGCAUAUCUUCAAGCAGCUGUUCGCUGUAGCCGCUGCCCAGCUUCUCCUCAGGCCAACCUGGUGCCACCGUCACGUGGGGGAAAAUCUCAGCCACAGCUGUAAGCAACUCCUUGCCGGCCAGGUGACCCGGCACCGCAAAACUGCCAUGGGAGACUGUGGCCCCGAUCCACACGGGCCGAGGCAGCUGGCCGAGGGCGGAGAGGUGGGCCAGCGUGGCCAGGGAGGGCCGGAGGGCAGAGGGCUCUGCUAUGUGCAGAUGGACACCCCAGUGGCCAGGACACCCAGCGAGCUGCUGCAGGCAGGACUCCAGCGUCAGGGCGGGAGCUCCUGGGACGUGUACGAUGGGCACCGGGUCCUUGGCCACAGGCUCCUGAAGGCUAACGUUCAGCAGGAUCAUGGCUUCUCUGUCUGGAAAAGGCAAUGCAGGCAGUCGUGUCAGGAGUUUGGGUUAUGGUGGGGUGUCAGGGGGUGACAGAGGCCCUGCUGAACGGGGUGGGAAAGGAGAAGCUGGCUCUCCAUCUGCUGAGAUUUGUUGGUUGGUCCAGGCUCUAGGAGGAAGGGUUGCUUUGUAAAUGUGCCCGGGGCGCAUGAGAAUGACAUGAUCAGCUGCUAACUCAGCUCUUGGCCUUUGACUGGGGCUCAGCCCUGGGGCCUGGGCUGGCUUCUCCUGCAUCAGAUAUAGCUCAGGGCUCAAGGGCACUGAAGGCUAGGAAUCCUGUGCUCUUGAUAUCAUUGUACUCCACCACCAGGGCAGCCAGCACGUUGCCAUGGUACCAGAGACCCUAUGUUCCUACCCCAAGCAAAGGAACCCCCCCACCCUGCCCCAGUUUAUCUAGGAGCACAGAGCUAAAGGCAGACCUUACCUGGGAGGCUAACUGUUGCUGCUCUUCCGUUGCCCUGGAUGUCAGGAACCAGCCACUCCACGCUCAGGCCGUCCCCCCCAGGGGACUGGAGAAGUGGGAUCAGGCUGCCUCCCGUGUAGUAAAUCUGCUUCCGUGUGGCAUUUGCUGUGGGGCCCAAAUUUCAAGAUGAAGUGGCCACCACUCACAGAGUGCCUUCUGUGCACCCUGUGUCUGCAUACGUUCUAAGCCUCACAGCAACCCCCCAGGCUUGCUCACUCCAAUGGACUCCAUUGGAGAUUAUAAGAUUAUUGGACCUUGUGGCCCAAGGUCCCGCAGCCAACGAGCAGAUUGCUGGGGUUGGAACCCCAUGGAGCCAUGUGUGCCUGGCCCCCAAGCUGGAGCUCCCCCUCCCGUCACCUAGAUGGCACCUGUGCAGGAAUGUUGAGUCUGAUGGGUUCCCUUGGGGAUGGCUUAACUGCAGGCCCUCCUAGGUUCAGGGUCAAGGGAGUGAAGGGUUUGGACAAGGGAACGGUAGCAUCUGGGUCACUGAUUAGUGGGUACAGUGGGGUGGGGCAGUCUCUGAGGAACUAUGCUGUAAGGGAAAAGUACCUGGGGUUUGGGAUUUGCUGGGUUCCAGUCUAAGCUGUGCUAUGCACAGGCAAAUGACUGUGUAGAUUACUUAACUGCCCUGCACAUCAGUUUCUCCAUCUAUAAAACAGAAUCACGGCUCCCUGGAUAGGAGGCUUGCAUAGCAAACCAUACUGAGGUCUGGCACACAAUAGGUGCUUAAAAGGAUUCCUUGACCCAGUUAGACCCAGGAUUUUCCCCUUCCGAUGCCUCACCCCCUCCAGCUCUGCCUCGUUGUCCACCAAAUGCUGCUCUGUGCAGAAUCCAGGCCCACCCCCUUCCCGCCUGCCCACACCCCUCCCUACCAGCCAGCUGCUUGAACUGCGACAGGACAGGUUCGAAGAGAUCAUAGUAGAUUUGGUGAGAGGCACUGUUGUCUCGGACAUAGAGGAGAUCGUCCACCGACACGGGGUCCAAGGCGCCCUGCCACAGCGUCAGGCUGUACCUGGAGCCCAGAGAGCCAGCUCAGUACCUGCCUGGGCCCAGCAGGGUCCUCAGCCCCACCCCUGUGCUCAGAACUGGACCCUAGGCGAGGCAGGAAUAGAGCAUGUGACCUCCAGCUUCCCACCAGCCCCUUCUCCCUGAGAAGGACCUGCUUCUCAGGGGCAGAAAAAGCCACAGGGGCCUUCAGGAAUGAAGAGUGACAGCAGAGGCUGAGAAGGAUGGCGCGGACGGCUUGCCCUGCCUCCUCACUCAGAAUUUCUGUUCCUGGUCUUAGGAAAUGAACAAGGACAGAAAGGCAUGGAUACAGGGCAGCGAGGGAGAGUUAGGUGUGGAGGGGGGAGGCGACAGCCUUGGGACUCCCACGGGAAGUAGCUGAGGAAGUGGGGCUGGGCAGCUAGGAACAGACUGCAGGAGUGCACAUGGGGAGUCCCUUAACUCCUGCAGGACGAUCCUGGGCAGAGGUUGAAGGUGCAGGCUGUGUGGGCCCGGGGCACCCCUGGCUCCCAUGGGCAGAAGACUUUCCAUCAGGUGGAUGUUAUCUACCAAUGGACUAGCUGCCUCAAGUGGUAGUGAGCAGCCUGUCACCAGAGGUAUACAAGCAGAAAUCAGGGAGGUAGUAGGGGAUUUGAGCACCAGCGGAUAUUAGACAAGUAUGUUUAAGCGUCUGGAGGCAUCCGUGCCUGGGGGUGGGUUUGGUGGCUCAGGGGCUAAGGCCUGGGAGUUUUCACCUCUGGGAUUGGCCCAGCAGCCAGCUGAAGUGGGGCCAGGCAGCCCGCACCAUGACAGCCCGCACAGGGAAGGUGACCUUCUGUGGCAGUGCUCCCACCAGCCCCUGCAUCUUCUCCACCAUGGCUCGGGUGUACGUUCUGUUCGGGAACAGGGGCACAUAGAGGGUGGUCCAGCCCGGAGACAGGGUGGCCUCAGGAUAGUUCUCCUGGACCAAGGCCAGGAACCUGCAGAGAAAUCAGAGACACAGGUCUUUGAGAGCCUUGCUGGCCCCUUCCCCAUCUCCUGGGAUCCCAUCACCGUGCUACGAAAUGGCAAGGCCUGGUGAAUAUAGACUAUAAGGACAGGAGCAGAGUCCUAAAGAACAGAAGUGACAUAUUUACGUCCUAUAAAUAAGGCAUGGACUUUGGAGUCAGGGCGGUCUAGGUUUAGGUCCCGACUCUGUAACCUUGUGCAGCUCAUUCGACAUCUUUGAUUUCAAAGGUGGCGUCCCUUCUGGUAGGGCAGGGGAUGCAAGCCAGGGCCCCUGGAUGUGGGGAUUUGGACUCUGCCAACUGUGAGUCUCCAAAGCUUCAGAUUUUAUUUUUAAAUUUCAUUUAAAUUUUGCCCUGAUAGAAAUUUUAAUAGAGAAACAAUGUUACCCCGUCCUUUCCCCAACCUAUUGAGUAACAUCAACACUCCAAACAGCCAUAUUUCUCUUGGGGCCACUGACUGCAUUUUCCCAACUGCUGCUUUCCAAAUGGACCUCAAAUGAAUACAGGAUGGAUGGGUUGUUGGCCGGCUGGCUGGACAGAUGGAGAGAUGGAUGUUAGAAUCAGAAAGGCCUGGCUUUGGACCUUUGUUUUGCAAUGAUGAGAGUUAGGCCAGUAGUAUAACUUCAAUGAGAUCAUUCUUCUGUUCAUAAAGUGAAAAUAAUAGUACCUACCUCAUUCUCUUGAUAACACAAGUACCUUUUGAAACAGUGACUAGGCACAUAAUAAACAUUCAAUAAAUUGA